Molecule: messenger RNA, 2260 nt
Organism: Lepisosteus oculatus (spotted gar)
Lineage: Eukaryota; Metazoa; Chordata; Actinopteri; Semionotiformes; Lepisosteidae
Source: RefSeq, a predicted model, not a curated record
UGUUUGGAUCAGGCAGGUAGUGUUCUGGGCUGUGGCUGUAGUUUAGUUUGUUCAGUUAUUUUGUAUAUACAAUAAAAUAUUAUUGCAAAGAUUACUGUAUUUGAAAGACAGUAAAGAUGGUAAUGAAGAUAAUCACCGAAACGAAGAAGUUCUCUCAGUUUCUUUUGGGUUAUCAAGAGGAAUGGAAGGACUCGGUAGAUCCUGUCUUCUAUGAGGAUGAGCUCCAGAUCCAGAUCACAGGCCAAGGAAGCAGAAGCCCGCUGCGCAGCUUCUGGAGCGGGAACCAGCCCGCGUUCAUCUGUGAGAGAGCGGUUCCAACUCCUGCCUCUGAAGGUGAAAAUGUGGGAGAUUGUCUUCCCAAUGCGUCCUUGCUUAUGACAGAUGAAGAAGUGACACCCCUGCCCCUCUCUGUUCUCAAAGCCAGGCAGGUGAUUUCGCGGUACGUACUGUCUCAGAACCCCAACGUGCCGCAGCUGGCGGGCGCAGGGGAGCCGGGUGCAGCCCUGUACCCCCUGUGGGUGCGCUGCGACAUGUCUGACCCCGAGGGCACCUGCUGGCUGGGCGCGGACGCAAUCAGGAGUGGCAGCAAAGUCACUGCAGUCAACCUGCACACCGUCACCUGCAAAGGUCCAGCCAUGAGAAAAGAAACUUUGAUUACCCUGGAUGAACUGAAACAGGCUCACAAGAGCAGACACCACGCAUCGACUGUGGCGACCAGGGGCUGUGCGCAGUACGACCUGUUUGGCUCCACCGUGGUGGAAAACACCGUGAUUGAGUCCCAGAGCAGCGUGACCGUGGACUUCACCUGGAACAGUGUCGAGAGCAUCCUGCAGACACCCCCACUCACCUCCACCGCCACCCUGAACAUCAAGGUGACAAGUGGAGACAUGCGGAGCCCUGUGUAUCAGCUGUACAAGGAGCUGGAGUUCAUCCAAGUUUUAGCUGAAGGCUUGAGAACAGGCGUAACAGAGUGGCCUGAACCGCUUGAAACCAAUCCAGCUGUGGAGCUCACCAAGGCUCUUAUAGAGGAUCUAAGGAAUAAAGUGAAGUCCGUUCAGAACCAAUCAGCGAAAGAGAAAGAGCCAAAGAAAGAGAUGAAUGAUUCGAACACUGUGGACGGCUCAAUCCGGAUCGCUUUCCUCACGGAGCGGGGAGAUCUGGAUUUCGUAGAGCAGCUGUGGUCAAAAAUGAGGAAGAGCGUUACAUCUUAUCAGGACAUUGUGGACUGCCUAACAUUGGUAAUCCAGGCCUUGAAAUUUGGUGACAUUCAGCCUUGGAUUCACAGGGGCAGCAGCAGCUCCCUUAGUAAGCUGGUCCUGCAGUCCUACCAUGGUCAAAUGGGCUCUGUCUCUCUCACUGGACUGACUCCAGUCCACAUGCUGCUGGAGGUGGGCCUGGACAAGAUGAGGAAGGACUACAUCAACUACUUCAUAGGGCAAGAACUUUCAACAUUAAACUACCUGAGUUAUUAUCUCAGCUCAGAAGUGGAUCUUCAGGAGCAGGUGGAGCGAUUGAAGAAACUGCACCAUCUGCUGGAGAUCGUGGUGAACUGCAGUACCUUCCUGAGCCUCUCACACCAACACCUCUUCCCUCUGACACAGUCCUGCUUGCAGUUUUACAAAACACACCCAUAUGACGAAGACCACUCGUUUCAGUUGCAGAUCAGACCCACAGUGAUCAGCAGCUUCUAUCAGAAGGAGCACCCUCAGACCUGGAGAGUGGAGGUGUCCAGUGGCCACGGGCCACAGGAGUUGAAGACCACAUGGCAGCUCAGCGACAAGCCCCCAGUGGACCACGUGGCCUUCAACAUGGCAGAUGUCCCCUUUGAAGUCACUGUAAAUGGAGAAAAUGAAGAGCCUAUGUAUUUCACCACAGUCGUCAGCUGUAGCCAAGUCAGCUUUACUUGAUUUCAAAGAUGUAUGCUGGAAUAUAGGGUCUUCGUGUCAACAGCACUGCGCUGUCUUGAGACGGUGGGGUCUUCGCGUCCCGAGCAGCGGCCAUCUACUCAUUCCUCUUGAAUGAGACCUCAUCUCAGGAAGAAAAGCCCAGGUCCAGACAAGACCUGAGGUAGACCUGGGGUGUUCUGUCAGCAGGGAUUUCUGCACUAGCAGGCAGUCUUGCUAAUUCCUGUCCACCCUGCUUGAUCCAAACAGUAUUUCACUCCUCGCAGGCACUCUGAAGUACUCGCUUGACCCAGCUGCUGAGCGCCUGCAAGAAAGGCUCCCUAUGUAAUUGACCAGGAGAGCCAUGGCUGCCCCAC